AUGAAGCUUACACGCAAGUGUUUUGGAAACAUCACCAAGAUGUUGGACUAUUAUUCUCAAUUCAAUCCAUCGCCACUUUCUAUCAAACAAUUCAUUGACUUUGGAAUGAGUGCCUGCGAAAGAAAGUCGUUUAUAUUUUUGAGGAAAGAAAUUCCUGUGAGACUCGCUAAUAUCAUGAAAGAAAUUCACUUACUUCCUGAACAUCUAUUGAGAAUGCCUAGUCUCAGAAUUAUUAAUAAUUUAUAUGUUACAUCCUUUGAAGAAAUAAUAGAGUUUGAAAAGUCUGAAAUCAGUAAAGAAACUUUGGACAAAUUUUGUCAAGCAUUAAUUAAAAUUCGAAAUCGACAUUCAGAUGUAGUAGAAGUGAUGGGAAAUGGUGUUUUAGAACUUAAAGAGUCUCAUGAUGUGGAUGCUCAGAUGGAAAACAAUAUUCAGUAUUUUUUAGACAGAUUUUUUAUGUCUAGAAUAUCGAUUCGAAUGCUUAUAAAUCAACAUACUUCUUUGUUCGGAGGUGAUCUGAAUGGUGAUCAUCGACACGUUGGUUGGAUUGAUCCUUUUUGUAAUGUUGCUAGUGUUGUAAAGGAUGCAUAUGAAAGUGCACGGCUUCUUUGUGAUAAAUAUUAUUUAGCGAGUCCAGAUUUGAUCGUUCGACAACACAACGAACUUGAUCGAGGCAGUGAAAUACGGAUAGUUUAUGUUCCAAGUCAUUUAUAUCAUAUGCUAUUUGAACUUUUCAAGAACAGCAUGAGAGCAGUGAUGGAAUAUCAUGAUGGUCAUUCAGAUUAUCCACCUCUCAAAGUGACCAUUGUUUGUGGAAAAGAGGAUAUAUGUGUCAAGAUGUCAGAUCGUGGUGGUGGAAUACCACGUUCGCAGAUGGAUUACCUGUUCAAAUACAUGUAUAGUACAGCACCACAGCCAAGUAAAUCUGAUGCUCAUACUGUACCAUUGGCUGGGUAUGGUUACGGUCUUCCUCUAUCUAGAUUGUACGCGAGGUAUUUUCAUGGUGACAUAAUCCUUUUGAGCUGUGAAGGAUAUGGAACUGAUGCAGUUGUAUAUCUCAAGGCUUUGUCAAAUGAAGCUAAUGAAUUGCUACCAGUAUUCAAUAAGACAUCAUCGAAGUUCUAUAGGACACCAUUGCCAACAGCAGAUUGGAGUAGUUCAUGUUCAGGUGGUAUGGCAGCGAGGCAAUUGAAUGUGGGAAAUAACAAUGGACAUAAAUUACCCAAUGGACUUCGAGUAAAUUCAUGCUAGCAAUUUUUAUAUCAUUAAAAGUAUAAGUGAAGGUUCAUUUGCGCUAAUUUAAUUCGAAAAUUUCAGCUAAACAAUCCUUUAUAUAUAUUUAUAUUUUACAUAAAUCUUUUUAUCUUUAUAUCUAUUUUAUAAAUCACACUAGAGAAAAUAGCUUUGUGAAAUUUUCAAUAUUUCGUUUUGCAUGAUUACAAUUUAUUUAAAAUUUAAAUAUGAUGAUUAUAUCGAAAUUUAUAUUACAACCAAAAUUAUUCUAAUAUUUAUUUUUAUAUUUGAUGUGUUUAUGAAAAUAUGGCAAUUUAAGAGAAGAUUAAUUUUCAUUACGUCAUUUAGCAGUUAUCAAAUAACUUGUUUUAUGGCCGUGACACAAAUUGUGAACUGUGAUGCUUAAUAUUAAUUUUUUUAAUUCAAUUGUUGACAAUUGUUUAUACAAUUUUUAAUGUACAGUGCAUUUUAGAGACUGAGAUAUAAAGAGAAAACUAAAUUAAAAAUACUUUACGAGUGCUGUAAAUAUCAUACAGCAUCAGACUAUCCAUCAAACAUUUGAAAAUUCGUUUAUAUUAUAAUAUUACUAAGGAUCAUUCUUUCGUAAUUUAUCGUGAAAUUACAGAAGCAUAAUAGCUAUUUGAUAAAUUUGAAAAUAUAUCAACGUUAUAGAAAUUUAGGGAAACAAUUUAUAUAUAGCAGAACUGUUGAAUAAUCUAGAGCAUAGAAGUUGAAUUUGGAAAAAGAAAUUUUUGAAAUACAAAGAAACUUUUUCAAAUGCAUAUGGUUAUACAUAGCCGGUCAACUAAUUGUAAAUAAAAAAUUUAAAAAGUUA
Messenger RNA from Chelonus insularis, 2068 nucleotides. It is a transcript of the gene Pdk, whose product is annotated as pyruvate dehydrogenase kinase. The transcript has 7 exons. Bases 1 to 1251 code for a protein of 416 amino acids. Gene Ontology annotation, cellular component: mitochondrion. Lineage: Eukaryota; Metazoa; Arthropoda; Insecta; Hymenoptera; Braconidae. Gene Ontology annotation, molecular function: pyruvate dehydrogenase (acetyl-transferring) kinase activity. The record is from RefSeq and is a predicted model, not a curated record. Gene Ontology annotation, biological process: regulation of glucose metabolic process; protein phosphorylation.